Molecule: messenger RNA, 3850 nt
Organism: Paralichthys olivaceus (Japanese flounder)
Lineage: Eukaryota; Metazoa; Chordata; Actinopteri; Pleuronectiformes; Paralichthyidae
Product: dpy-19 like 4
Cellular component (GO): nuclear inner membrane
Molecular function (GO): mannosyltransferase activity
Source: RefSeq, a predicted model, not a curated record
AGUAAUCACGGUGGUGGAGAGCGGUGGUUCUGAGGUUGACUGCCCGUCCUCUGACGACCAUCCCCGGGUGAACUGAGCCGGAAGACGCCGCCGCUGGAGUGAAAGCACCGCGGUGCCACAGUCAAACACUUCCGGCAUGUCCCGGUCCCGGCCCCGGCAGCAGCAGAACAGUUCCCCCCCAACCUCUCCUCCUCCUGUCCAGCUAACACCGCUUCCACACAGCGACGCCCCGCGAUGUUAGUUCUCAUCUCCGUGGAAGAAAAGUUCCCCCCGGAGGAGGAGUGAAGCUUCACCCGGGCCUGUCAUCACCCACCCGCGGAGGCACCUCACAGCCGAGUCCCGCCGGUGCUAUCUGGGGUUAGCUGCCCGCCUGUUAGCUAGCAUGCUGCCGCCCCUCCACAGCGCACAACUCUCCCAGGACUAAUUCUCGUCAUGGCUGAGUUAAGAUGCCGGAAAACAGAGAUCCAGGAGGGGGAUGCAGACAGAGAGGGGAGCCGGGCUGAGCCAGAGCCGCGGGCUGAAGAGAUGAACGAGGCGGCGACAGGAGGUGAGGACCUGCAGCGGAGGAGCGAUGGAGGCGAAGAGGAGGCUGCUGAGCAGAAACAGGAGGAAUCAAACAAACCAGGAGCGUCGGUGAAAACAUCCAGGAGGUCCUCAACAUCCGGUUUCCUGCAGCGUCUGGUGAAGGUGUUCUUCGGCUGUUUGGCUGCGGUUGCCUGUGGUGUUCUCUACGCUGUGUAUCUCUCAACGUAUCACGACAGGAAGUUCUGGUUUUCUACUCGACAGGAGCUGGAGCGUGAAAUCACCUUCCAAGCAGGCAGCGGGCUCUAUUAUUACUAUUACAAGCAGCUGCUGGCGGCCCCGUCCUUUGAAAGAGGGUUUUAUGAGCUGAUCAUAGAUAACAGGACUGUCUCAGGCCAAACCAUCAACGCAGUGGAGCGUCUGUCUCUGUAUCCAGAGCUCAUCACUAGCUUUGUGUACAGAGUCACAGGGAGCCAGGAUAUCGUGGAGCCCAUCUACUUCUAUGUUGGCGCGGUUUUCGGCCUCCAGGUGGUCUACGUCACCGCGCUGUUUGUGUGCAGCUGGGUGAUGAGCGGUACGUGGGUGGCUGGCAUGUUGGCCGUGGCCUGGUACGUGAUCAACAGACCAGACACAACCAAAGUGGACCAGGCUAUUCCGCUACGGGACAACUGGGCUCUGCCUUACUUCUCUUGUCAGGUGGCAGCUUUGACUGGAUUCCUGAGUAACAAUAUCUGCUCUGCCACUGAGAUGUUUUGCUAUCUCACCAUGAGUGCCACCACCUUCACCUUCCUCCUGGUGUGGGAACACAGCCAUUAUGUGCUCUUCAUCCAAGGCCUCUGUCUCUUCCUGCUCGACUCUUUCGACCUGGUGCCGUCACGAAAGAUGGCAGAUAUCCACAAGGUGUACCUCAGCUCCUUGUUCCUGGCGUACUUGUUCCAGUUUCAGAACCCGACCUUGCUCAGCUCGCCGCUGCUCAGCCUCCUGAUUGGCUCAGUGCUCGCGAGGUACUUCCAGCAAAAGAUGAAGGUGGGUCCUCUAGUUGCCAGAGUAAUGAAGCUCUUCCUCCAUUUCCACCUGGUCUUUACCACAGGGAUCACCUUCAGUUAUCUGGUCAAGAAACUUGUACCUGUGAGUGAAGGCGACUUCGUUUUGAAGUUCCUUGAAGUAAAAUUUGGACUCAACACAACAACUGACUUUGUCACCAACCUCCUCCUGUGUCAAGAGACCUUGCAGAGUCCGGGUCAGGAUUUAUUUCUGCGACUGACGCAGGCCUCUGUUCUUCCCUUUUACUUCCUGGUGCUCACCGUGUGUCUGCUGUCCACCCUGCAGACCAUUUACAGAAGACUCAGUGGUCAGCCAAUGAAAACUGACCUCCAACUUGAAGAUGGACGAAUAGGAGAGCAGCCUGAGGUCAUCUACCACGUUUUUCACACGCUGCUGUUUGGAGGCCUGACUCUGCUCUUUGAUGGGAUGAAGUAUUUAUGGACGCCAUACGUCUGCAUGUUCACAGCUUUCGGUGUGUGUUCUCCAGACCUCUGGAUGACUGUGUUCAAGUGGCUUAAACUGAGGUCCAUUCACCCCGUUGUGCUGUCUCUGAUCCUGAGCACAGCCGUUCCCACCAUCAUUGGUUUCAGUUUAUGGAGAGAGUACUGCCCCCGUGUCUUAGCGGAUUUGUCCGAUCUGCAGGAGUUCUACGACCCAGAUACGGUGGAGCUGAUCAGCUGGAUCAGGUCACAGGCUCCAGUGGCAGCUGUCUUUGCAGGAAGUCCGCAGCUGUUGGGAACAGUGAAGCUGUGUUCAGGCUCAGCUGUGACCAGUUUACCGCUUUACUCUGACAUCAACCUGCUGAGGAGGAGUGAAGACACUUAUCAGGUGUAUGCAAUGAGAUCUGCAGAGGACAUCUACAAGAUUCUGACGUCUCAGAAGACAAACUACGUGAUCAUCGAGGAGUCGAUUUGUACAGAGCUUAGUCUAAAUAAGGGCUGUAGGAUCAAAGACCUGCUGGACAUCUCCAAUGGACAUGUUGUCUACGACAAGGGAGAGAUCUACUCCUUCUCCAAGCACGGGCGAUUCUGCCACGAAAUAAAAAUGAACUACUCCCCCUACACGAACUACUUCACCAGAGUUUUCUGGAAUCGCUCGUACCACGUGUACAAAGUGAACUCUGUCAUCUCUUUUCAGUACUGACGGCAGCUCCUCACUUCCUGCUGAGACUUAACUGAGCCUGACCUCUCUUCUCUGGUAUUUUUUACAUCACAUCCACCACAAGACGGAGGACUGCGAUGUGUUUCUGCGCCUGAGUUCUUAGGAAAAUGUUUAAUCACUGCUCACGUUCAGACGUGGACACAUUGGACCCAACGGGAAUCAGCUGAGCUCGUCGUUGAGCUCCUGUUUGUGUAAAGUCGACAUAAAUGGACCCUGUUGAAGUUGGAAUGUGCCGUAUUGAUUACUGAACUGUGGUUUUAUAAGCCAUGCCUUACUGUUACUGACACUGCGGAGGAUUUAAUGCAGGACUUAUAUGUGAGGUCUGUGUUCACCUUGUACAGCAGCUGAGGUUACUGAGACAUUUUGAAGGUCUUUAUCUCGCACAAAGAUAAAGACACAAAUUUUGCCUUUUAGUAUAUUUUUAAGUUUGUCAAUCUGUGAUAUUGAUCGAUACUGUUAUAAUAAGGUAUGCUGAUAAUCCACCUCCAGGUCCACUCGUCUUUACUCGUAACAUUUGCCUUGUUGCCUCAAGAGAUUUUUUUUUUUCAAGAAGACCACAGCAAGAAAAGCAGGAGGAUAAACAAAGUGGAUGCAUACUGUUAUUAAUUCCAACCACCAUUUUUAAUUGUGUCUCGAUUUAGAGCCGAUUGUUGGAUCUUAAAUUAGGAACAAGAACAUGUGAAGAUGUUCAGCUCAACUUUGUCUCCUUGCUAUUAAUACUCAUGCAGGACAUGUGUCUUUUCUGUGUCCUUAGAUCACAGCUUCUCCUCAGCUUUGAUAGGGGAGGUGUCUCUGUAUUCUGCUGAUGGUUUGACGUGUUCUGCAAAAUGAAAGUUGUCAAGUAACAGCAGAAGUCAUUUAUAUUAAUCUGGUUCUGAAGCUGCUCAUGUUCUCCACAUCAUGAUGGCUCUUAUUCACAUGUGGUCAGUUGUCAUGUUUCGCCCCCAGAAGACAGUUCUCAUCUUUUUAUCGAUCACACCUUCAGCUUUGUGAAGGAUGAUGAUGAUGAAAGUUCCUCCUGUUUGUGUCGCUCCAGUGUCCAUCUCAAAAAGGCUGUGUAAUGAAUAUAAGGUUUUAUUGAAUCACUGAUGGAAAAUAAACAAUGUCUACGGGUUAAUUAAUA